This is a messenger RNA of Andrographis paniculata, 1621 nucleotides long. RefSeq names its product eukaryotic translation initiation factor 4B3. The transcript is spliced from 2 exons. The coding region runs from base 83 to 1273 and encodes 396 amino acids. NCBI's taxonomy places the organism in Eukaryota, Viridiplantae, Streptophyta, Magnoliopsida, Lamiales, Acanthaceae. The record is from RefSeq and is a predicted model, not a curated record. Gene Ontology annotation, molecular function: translation initiation factor activity; mRNA binding.
UUCUUUGUAAAAAACCUACGGAGUAUACGCACAAAUACACCGCCGGAAAACGCACAAUCGGAGUUUCUGGAGAGCAGCACGAAUGGCGGCAACCGUGAGCGCGUGGGCUAAGCCAGGCGCGUGGGCGUUGGAUGCGGAGGAAAACGAGUCGGAGCUUCUGAAGCAGAGCAAGGAGGAUGCGGUUGGUAGCGGCAAAGGCGGCGAUACGGCGGAUUUCCCAUCUCUUUCCGCCGCCGCCGCCGUCACAAAGUCAAAGAAGAAGAAGCCGCAGAAACUAUCGCUUCAGGAAUUCGCGACGUUCGGCGCGGAGAAGCCGGCGGCGUCGUCUCAGCCUAAAGGUUUGACGCCGGACGAACUUAUGAUGCUUCCUACUGGUCCGCGCCAGCGCACCGCCGAGGAACUCGAUCGGAACAAAUUAGGCGGCGGAUUCAGAUCCUACGGCGGCGGAUUGAGAGACGAGCAGCCGCGGCGGCAGGGAAGUUUCAAUCGCGACGCGAAUCGUGAAAUUGCGCCCUCUAGGGCUGACGAGAUCGAUAAUUGGGCGGCGGCGAAGAAAUCCCCAGGCUUCGAUAGGAGAGACAGAGGCGAUAGAGGAGGCUUCUUCUCCGACCAAUCGCGAGCCGAUGAGGUCGAUAAUUGGGCAUCGAACAAAAGCUUUGUUCCCUCUGAACCUCGGAGGUACGAUAGAAGGGGAAGCUUCGGAUCGGAUUCCAACAGCAGCGGCGGGGGCGCAGAUUCAAACAAUUGGAUUAAAAGGAAGGAAGAAGAACGAAGAACAGGCGGAGCUUUCGACAGUCUGAGGCAGAGGAGAGGAGGUUUUGAUGGUGCAGAUUCCGAAACUUGGGGAAAGAAACCGGAGGAGGCUGCCGGCGCUGGGGGUAGGCCUAGGUUGAAUUUGCAGCCGAGGACUGUCCCUGUUAGCAACACGUCGGCGCCGGCGAGCGGCGCGGCUAGUCCAGUGAAGGCUAAGGGAAGUAAUCCGUUCGGUGAGGCUAGGCCGAGGGAGGAAGUGCUGAAAGAGAAGGGUCAAGAUUGGAAGGAAAUUGAUGAAAAGCUUGAGUCAAAUAAGCUUAAGGAGGUUGUUUCUGCAGGACAUUCUGAUGGGGCCCCGAAGAGAGGCUUUUGGAGUGGGAAUGGGAGAGAUGAAAUGCGCCAGGAGGCUAAGGCUGUGGGGGCUUGGAGGAGGCCUCCGUCUAGGGGUUCUCGUCCCCAAAGUGCUGCUGGAUCUGAAAGUGCUGGUCCUGAAAAUGGGCAUACUGAACAGGCUAAAUAAUCCCCUGGAUUUGAAGCGAGCGUUGGUGGGAGAAUGGAUUGCUCUGGGUUGUUGAUGCAUCGAAGAAGUUUUGACAGCAGCGGUAUAAUAUAAAAAUCUUUUCGAUAAAGAAACUGAUGUGGUCUACUGAUAGGAUUUUGGCUUUCCCUUUCAUUUCAUUUUGGAUCGUUGCAGUGCAUAAUAGAGAGCAAUUUUGUUAGACUUACAUGUAGAUUUACUUCUGUAUUGGGUAAUUUGUACUUUUGGCGUGGCGACUAUUUAUAUUUCUGUUGAAUUCAUUCUUCAUUGGGUGUGAAACUUUGGAUUCCUGAAAUGAUUAUUGUUUGGAACAUCGGUAGAUGGAGUUUC